This is a messenger RNA of Aspergillus clavatus NRRL 1, 582 nucleotides long. Its product is annotated as ATP-binding cassette transporter. Gene Ontology annotation, cellular component: membrane. The coding region runs from base 1 to 582 and encodes 193 amino acids. Gene Ontology annotation, biological process: transmembrane transport. The transcript has a single exon. NCBI's taxonomy places the organism in Eukaryota, Fungi, Ascomycota, Eurotiomycetes, Eurotiales, Aspergillaceae. Gene Ontology annotation, molecular function: ATP binding; ATP hydrolysis activity; ATPase-coupled transmembrane transporter activity. The record is from RefSeq and is a predicted model, not a curated record.
AUGAUCGAACUCCACCGCGGCAGUAUCGCCGUCGACGGAGUCGACCUGCGCAGCAUAUCCCGCAAGACAGUGCGAACGCGGCUGAUCGCCAUCCCACAGGAUCCGUUCCUGCUCCCGGGCACCGUCCGGUUUAACGCGGCGCCGGGCGGGUCCGACUCCGUCGCAGACGACAGCCAUAUCAUCGCCGCCCUUGCGAAGGUCGGGCUGUGGCCGCACGUCCAGAACUGCGGCGGGCUCGACGCCGACAUCGACGCCCUGGCGCUCUCGCACGGCCAGCAGCAGCUCUUCUGCCUGGCGCGGGCGAUGCUCCGGCGCGGCACGAUCCUCGUCCUCGACGAGGCGACGAGUAAUGUCGACUGGGCCACGGAUGAGCUCAUGCAGCGGGUGAUCCGCGCCGAGUUUGCGGACAAGACCAUCAUCACAGUUGCGCACCGUCUGAGGACGAUUCUGUACAGUGAUGUGGUGGUGGUCCUGGGCGAUGGUCAGAUUCUUGAGGCAGGUCACCCCGGGGAACUGCUGGCGAGGGCAGGUCCGUUCCGGGAGCUCUGCGGUGCUCAGGGGAUCACUAUCGACAGUAUCUGA